Xiphophorus maculatus (southern platyfish) is the source of this 3286-nucleotide messenger RNA. It is a transcript of the gene gpr45, whose product is annotated as G protein-coupled receptor 45. Gene Ontology annotation, molecular function: G protein-coupled receptor activity. The record is from RefSeq and is a predicted model, not a curated record. The coding region runs from base 691 to 1860 and encodes 389 amino acids. Gene Ontology annotation, biological process: G protein-coupled receptor signaling pathway. NCBI's taxonomy places the organism in Eukaryota, Metazoa, Chordata, Actinopteri, Cyprinodontiformes, Poeciliidae. Gene Ontology annotation, cellular component: membrane. The transcript is spliced from 2 exons.
CAGUUCAACUGGCUAGCUGCAGCCUGGUCAGUGAAGACAACAAUAAGCAAAUACAACUGGAUUACAGCAAACUUUAGCUUGAAGUCAACAGAAGUAUCCCAGCACAUAACACCUAGCGCACUGGAAUUGAUGCAAAAUCUUUCUUCUGAGAAUCCAAGAAGUCAAAACUCUCUGAGGUACUUUCCACCGCUUGAGAACCAUAUGGUCCAGUCAAAGUCCAGACUUCAAUCCUGUGGCAGAGCUUUCUGUUCCAAUUUAACCUAUUUUAAACUUGAUUAAUAAAAAAAUAAUAAACAUAAUGACAAAGUCGUUAUUUUUAUCUUUAUCGAACACACUUGUCGGGAGCAAUUGAUGCAGCAUGGCGAAGUUGGCCAUAAGGAGGAACAUCGUGAGGAAGAUCAUGUUUCCUGCCUGACUGCUCCUUUAACUCAGAGACCACCUGCUCCUCUGGCGUCAGCAGCGCCCACGGGCGGCACGAUGGCUGCACGAUCGAUCCGGCAGUGAAAUGUUGCAAUGUGACAUCUUCUCAUAACAACGCUGGCAUGCGCCGGAUAAAAGGCACGGGAACGACUCCUUUUUUACCCUCAAACCUCUUGUAUCAGGUUUUGCCAGAAGCAUCACUUGGUAAACUGUUCAGAGUGACAGCAUCCAGCCAGCUAUGUUCUUCUUCCUCUGGGUUGAUUGUGCCUGAUGAAAGCUGCCAUGGCUUUUUGUAACGAAAGCCUGCUGGACGAUUGUGACCUCUUGGAGCCAGAUGUGGAGCAACCAGCAGAAACUCUUCCGCCGGAAGCAUCGCCUCCUCUCAUAUCGGUCACUCUCCGGGUGACACUGGCGGCCAUUAUGAUCUUCAUGAUAACCAUUGGUUUCCUCGGCAACGCAAUCGUUUGUCUGAUCGUCUACCAGAAGCCCGCCAUGCGCUCAGCUAUCAAUCUCCUGCUGGCCACAUUGGCUUUCUCUGACAUAAUGCUCUCGCUGCUCUGCAUGCCCUUCACCGCUGUCACCGUGGCUACCGCCGACUGGAGCUUCGGGAGCGGCUUCUGCCGGGCCUCCAUCAUGCUGUACUGGCUGUUCGUUCUGGAAGGGGUGUCCAUUCUCCUCAUCAUCAGCGUGGACCGAUUUCUCAUCAUUGUGCAACGGCAGGAUAAGCUGACCCCACACAGGGCCAAAGUGCUGAUAGCAGGUUCCUGGGUGCUGAGUCUGUGCGUGUCACUGCCAUCUGUGGUUGGGUGGAGGACAGGUGCAGUGGGGAUCGGGGGCACCUGGGCGCCGCAGUGCGUGCUGGGAUACAGCGAGUCAAUGGCAGACCGGGGGUACACGGUGCUCCUGGCUGUGGCCGUGUUCUUUGUACCUUUUGCUGUCAUGCUGUACUCGUACAUGUGCAUCCUAAACACGGUGCGCCGCAACACCCUGCGCAUACACAACCACACCAGCGAGCGUUCCUGUCUGCCCGCCCUCAACCAGGUCAGCAAGAUGAGGCUCACCGGGCUGCAGCGACCGCCUCACAUCAAGGUAGACAUGAGCUUCAAGACCCGAGCUUUCACCACCAUCCUCAUCCUCUUCGUGGGUUUCUCCGUGUGUUGGCUGCCCCACACCGUGGUCAGCCUGUUGGCCGUGUUCAGCCGGCAGUUCUAUUACAGCCCCAUCUUCUACCCGGUGAGCAUCGGCGCUCUGUGGCUCAGCUACCUGAAGACGGUGUUCAACCCCGUCAUCUACUGCUGGAGGAUCCGCAAGUUCAGGGAGGCCUGUCAGGAGUUCAUCCCCAAAAGCUGCAGGCUGUGUCCCCGAAUGCCAGGCAGGAGCCACAGGAGAGUGAGGCCCAGCAACAUUUAUGUGUGCAGCGAGACUCAGUCUGCUGUGUGAAACAGCAACUGACCCUUCUGCUAGAUGUUUUCCUGUUUUAAAUGCUGCCCAACAGGAAGUAUGUUUAAAAGCAAUAUACCACAAAGCAUAGAUUCAAUAUUGAACACUCCAUCUAAACAUAAUCUCUUGAACUUUUUCACAUUGUUUUGUUUGCAACCAUAAACUCAUGUGCAUACUCCAACACAAAGUAGCACAUACAUCAGAGGAUGACAUUUGUUCCCAUCAUUUUAUGUAAGCUAACUUUAAGCAAGGUUUCAUACCUGGAGAAGGUAUGUAAACAUUUAUUCUGAAGUCUCGAUGCAUAUUUUCAGGUAGAGACAGAUCUGCACUUUGACUGGGCCAUUCUAAGAUUUUUAUGUUUUUGUUCUAAACCAUGCAUACUUAACACACUCAGAAAUAUAGUUAAAGCAAUUCAGAAUAUACAAUGUUUAAGCAAAUGUCUGAUAAAUAUAUACAGUUUCUCCAACAGGAUCAUUAAUGUGAUUCAGGUGUGAGAAAACAUGGAUGCAUCUCAAAGCUGCAGGACGGAAGAUCUAGAGGAGUGCAAUAGGACACCCCUGAUCUAAACCAUUCUAUUGUAGUUCUGUCUGUAUGUUUAGGGUUGCUGUCCUGCUGGAAGGAAAAGCUUCACCUCAAGUCAUUACAGCCUCCGGUUUUCUUCCACAAUGGUCCUUUGUUUAACUCCAUCACUGUUCCAAUCAACUCCAACCAGAUUAGUUCUCCCUGCUGAAGAAAAACCUUUCCACAACAGAUUGCUGCCACUACCAUGGUUUAACAAUGGGGUGGAAGUGAAUAGAAUGUAAAACACCUUCCUAUGUCUUGAUAAGCUUGAUGUUGUACUACACUCCAUUUGGUUUAAGAAGAUGGAUUAUGUAGUGCUCAGUGAGAUGCUGAAAGCUUGGGGUAAUUUUUUAUAGCCUAUCCCACCCCAUUUAUUCACUUUUCAUUUUAUCUUUAAAACUAUGUAUCAUUUUUCUUACAUUACACAAUUAGGUGCUACUUUGUGUUGGCCUAACACAUAAAAUCUUAAUAAAACACGUAAAAGUUCUGGGUUGUAACAUUGGUGUGAACAGUCUUAUAUGGCACUGUGUCCUUUCUGUGCACAAAAAGGUAAAAAAAUGAAAUAGAAGAAACACAUCGUAUCUUCUGAAAACAUCAUGUGCAGUAUAUUGUCUACUGUUUGUUUCCAUAAGUAAAUAUAUGCUUAGUUUGCAGAUUAUUACAGAAGUUCCACCUGUUGUACAUCUUCCCUUGUGAGCUACUGGUUUGACCUGUCUGCUGCACGCUGUACCCUGUUGUCCUGAAACAAAUCAUUGGGGGGGAAAAUACUGUUGUUGUCAAAUGUGUAAAAGUGAAGGGGUUACAGACAAAUCAGGCAGUAUAAAUGUUCAGUAAGCUAUUAAAAAAAAAAAAAAAACAAUACCAA